Messenger RNA from Raphanus sativus (radish), 2688 nucleotides. RefSeq names its product potassium transporter 9. Gene Ontology annotation, biological process: potassium ion transmembrane transport. The record is from RefSeq and is a predicted model, not a curated record. Gene Ontology annotation, molecular function: potassium ion transmembrane transporter activity. The coding region runs from base 187 to 2610 and encodes 807 amino acids. NCBI's taxonomy places the organism in Eukaryota, Viridiplantae, Streptophyta, Magnoliopsida, Brassicales, Brassicaceae. Gene Ontology annotation, cellular component: membrane. The transcript has 8 exons.
AGUUGACAAGACACAAGUUGUUCUGUAAUGACUCGACAUACUUAUGUAAAGAAAAAAAGUUUCGAUUUCUUUGUCUCAUCUCAGGCAAAUCUUUCCCCACCAAACGACUCCCGAUUUCUAGGGCCGGAGUCAGUUUAAGGGAAAAUUCAAGAAGCUCUGUUGUUGUUUCCCUGAUUAGAAAAAAAAAUGGCAGAAAGGGUAGAAGCAUCUGUAGAAGAAGGAGAGAACACCAUUGAAGAAAGACGCAUAGGAGCUAUGUGGGAGCUAGAGCAGAAACUUGAUCAACCCAUGGAUGAAGAAGCUAAUAACCUCAAGAAUAUGUACAGAGAAAAGGGCUUGUCGAUGUUGAUGCUACUGAGACUAUCAUUCCAAAGUCUAGGGAUAGUUUAUGGCGAUCUAGGGACUUCUCCAUUGUAUGUGUUCUACAAUACAUUCCCUGAUGGCAUUAAGGAUACUGAAGAUGUCAUUGGAGCUCUUUCUUUGAUCAUUUACUCUCUUCUGCUUAUACCUCUCAUCAAGUAUGUCUUCAUUGUCUGCAAAGCUAAUGACAAUGGUCAAGGUGGGACUUUAGCUAUAUACUCCUUGCUAUGUAGACAUGCUAAAGUGAAGCUUAUCCCGAAUCAGCAACGCAGCGAUGAGGAUCUGACUACUUAUAGUCGAACUUUAGUCGCUGAAGGGUCUUUUGCUGCUAGAACAAAGAAGUGGUUAGAGAGUAAAGAAUCUAGGAAGAGAGCUCUUCUCUUCGUUGUUCUUCUCGGGACUUGUAUGAUGAUCGGUGAUGGUAUCUUAACUCCAGCCAUCUCCGUUCUUUCAGCGACUGGUGGGAUCAAACUCAGCAGCCCAAAGAUAAGCAGCGACGUUGUUGUGGUUAUGUCUAUUGUCAUUUUAGUUGGACUGUUUAGUAUGCAACACUACGGCACAGACAAAGUCGGGUGGCUCUUCGCCCCUAUAGUGUUUAUUUGGUUCCUCUUCAUUGGCGCCACUGGCAUAUACAACAUCUGCAAGCACGACACUCGCGUCUUAAAAGCCUUUUCGCCAACAUAUGUAUACUUGUACUUCAAAAGAAGAGGACGAGAUGGUUGGAUCUCUCUCGGUGGCAUUCUUCUCAGCAUAACAGGCACUGAGGCUCUAUACGCAGACAUUGCUUACUUCCCGUUACUAGCGAUACAGCUCGCUUUCACCUUCUUCGUGUUUCCUUGUCUUCUUCUAGCAUACUGCGGACAAGCUACGUAUCUUGUGAACAACAAGGAGCAUUACAACGACGCGUUCUAUGCAUCUAUCCCGAGGAGUGUAUAUUGGCCAAUGUUUGUAGUCGCCACAGGAGCUGCAAUCGUUGGGAGCCAAGCUGCGAUAUCAGGGACUUGCUCGAUUAUUAAGCAGGCUGUGUCUCAUGGAUGUUUUCCUCGUGUUAAAAUCGUACAUACUUCCAAGAGGUUCCCUCGUCAGAUCUAUUGCCCUGAUAUUAACUGGGUGCUCAUGCUUGGCUGUAUAGCCGUCACUGCUGGUUUCAAGAAUCAGAGCCAAAUCGGAAAUGCAUACGGGACUGCGGUUGUGCUUGUGAUGCUUGUGACCACAUUGCUAAUGGUACUAACCAUGCUGCUCGUGUGGAGGUGCCACUGGAUCCUUGUCCUUAUAUUCGCCUUCCUCUCCCUCGUGGUGGAACUGUCAUACUUCUCGGCUGUGCUCCUAAAGAUCAAUCAAGGAGGAUGGGUUCCGCUCAUCAUAGCAGCCAUCUCUCUUCUAGUAAUGUCGGUCUGGCAGUACGCAACAGUCAAGAAGUAUGAGUUUGAAGUGCACAGCAGAGUUUCCAUGAGUUGGAUACUCGGUCUUGGUCCUAGCCUCGGCCUUGUUCGUGUCCCAGGGAUAGGGUUAGUCUACACGGAGUUAGCGAGUGGUGUCCCUCACAUCUUCUCUCAUCUCAUCACUAACCUCCCCGCGAUUCACUCUGUUGUAGUCUUUGUCUGCGUAAAGUACCUUCCGGUCUUCACCGUCCCUGAAGAAGAGAGGUUUCUUGUGAAGAGAAUUGGACCGAAGAAGUUCAGAAUGUUCCGCUGCGUAGCCAGGUAUGGUUACAAAGAUCUACACAGGAAAGACGAUGAUUUCGAAAACAAACUGUUAACUAACCUCUCCUCGUUCAUCCGAAUCGAAAAUAUGAUGGAGCCAGCUUUAACCUCAAGUACCUACAGCAGCGCGUUCUCAGUCAACUAUACACAAGAGUCUAGAGAUGAGUUGCUCCGUAGCAAUAGCAACCACAACAGCAACAAUAACAACAACAUGGAUAUGUUCUCAUCGAUGGUGGACUACACGGUAUCAACUCUAGACACGAUAGUUCCAGCCGAUUCACCGCAUAAUGCAGCGAGUCUCAGUCAGAACAACACAGUGGAGGAAGAGGAGGAUGAGUUGGAGUUUCUGAAGACAUGUAAAGAGUCGGGGGUUGUUCAUAUCAUGGGGAACACUGUGGUGAAAGCAACAAAAGGAUCAUGGCUUCCUAAAAAGAUUGCGAUUGAUUAUGUUUAUGCGUUUCUUGAUAAGAUUUGUCGGGAGAAUAGUGUUAUCUUACAUGUUCCUCAUGAGACCCUUUUGAACGUUGGACAAGUCUUUUAUAUUUAGCUUUUUUCUUCUUUCUAUUUUUUUUUUUGUAAAACAAUUGCAUAUAAAGGGAAAUAAAGGAUACCAAUUACAAGACUA